Messenger RNA from Chara braunii, 1246 nucleotides. The record is from the annotation of a GenBank genome assembly. Lineage: Eukaryota; Viridiplantae; Streptophyta; Charophyceae; Charales; Characeae.
CCGAUUGAUUCUUUUGGUGAUUGGGCUCUCUCCGAUCCACCUGCCGACGACAAUGGUCCGAAAAUGGCCCAGCCACGACUAACCUCAGUCCAGUGGAAGGCCCUGUUAGAUGUAGCCAGCGAUGCGGAGAAACCGUAUCUGCAAGCACUCUUGGAUAGUGCCAUAAAAAAAGAACAAGGGACAGAAAAGGAAAGGAAGGAACUGCUGCUGAAAAGUCAGGAGGCCAUCUUGGAAACUCUCCCCUCGCUGACCAAAGAGCAGUGGGGGGAACAACUGCAGUCCAUACUCACCGCUAUUGUCAAAGUCUGGAGCCUUGAAGAUCAUACCACUCAGAUCGCUGACGUCUUCGCAAAAUUGCGGACACUUCAGGAGGAUCUGACAGAGAUGACCACCAAGUACUGUGACUUGAUGGUAGAGGUUGCUGCGCUGCAACAAGCCCAAGCGGCCAAUCCUCUCCCUCUGCCCCCUGGUUCCGGAGCUGCAGUUGUAACUAACCUUGCCCCUUUUACCAUAUCUUCUUCUACUUCUUCCUUGAGUGUGAUGGCAAACCCCUCGGGACCUGCCACAGGUGCAGAUUCCGUUGUUGCUGUAACAAGCAACGAGGCAGGAAAUUUUGCAACUGCUGCAGCCCCAAGAUCUGAACCAGCAGGUGCUGGUCCCGGCUACGCCGGUCCCUACGUGGAUCGAAAGGCAGUGCAAAUACCGUCGAAGUAUGACAGCAAAGAAAACGUUGAAUCCUGGAUCAACUCCAUGAGGGCAUACUUUGAGGUUCUGGGGACUCAACCUGAGACCCAGUCCACGAUCAUGGGAAUGAAUGUCGAGCCUGUUGUACGGGGCUUCCUAGAAGUCCAAGGUACGCGAGAUGGGGUUCCAAAGAUAGAAAGAACAAGGUGGCUUAAGGCCAUCCUGGUUGCUUCCCUCGAGGAACUCCUCAUUGCGCAAUACAUGCAUCCACACGUUGCAGCAAUGGCAAAAAGCCAGCUUAACAAAAUCAAAUGCAGCAAGUGGACGGGCUCCAUGAAAACCCUCCAGACUUACCUCAGCAAGAUGUUUGCUACACCCGAAUUAGAACUGACUGAUCAAUCUUGCUUGGAUGUGGUCAAAGGCGCGGUUCCCACCAGUUUCACAAAUCGCCUAGGCAGUGACUUCAUUGGGUACACUACUGGUUCACUUUGAGGAAGAACAUAGUCAGUCUCGAGGCGAUAGACCUCGUUUCCACAACAGGCAACAAAAAGCCCAUGGGCGG